Anopheles bellator is the source of this 1401-nucleotide messenger RNA. Its product is annotated as NADH-ubiquinone oxidoreductase 49 kDa subunit-like. The transcript has a single exon. Lineage: Eukaryota; Metazoa; Arthropoda; Insecta; Diptera; Culicidae. The record is from RefSeq and is a predicted model, not a curated record. Gene Ontology annotation, biological process: mitochondrial electron transport, NADH to ubiquinone. The coding region runs from base 1 to 1401 and encodes 466 amino acids. Gene Ontology annotation, molecular function: quinone binding; NADH dehydrogenase (ubiquinone) activity; NAD binding.
AUGGCAUUAUUGGUGCUGAACAGUGGUAUCAAGUGCGUCGUCAGUAAGCUUUAUGCGGCUCAAGGGUUGCUUAGGAACGUCGCCUGCUCACAACAGACGCUUCGGAGCGCUGGCAAGUGGUUCCCGGACGAGGAGUUCAUAGAGCAAUUCAAAGGACCGGUCAUGUACCCGGACGCGGUGACAUCGCGCUGGAAAAUACCGCCGUGGAACAGCAAGAUCGCACCGGUAGAAAAGACUGUCCGCAACAUGGCCUUAAACUUUGGUCCCCAGCAUCCGGCAGCGCACGGUGUUCUACGGCUAGUGCUCGAGCUGGACGGUGAAACGGUGAUGCGUGCCGAUCCACACAUUGGUCUCUUGCACCGCGGCACCGAGAAGCUGAUCGAGUACAAAACCUACACCCAAGCACUACCGUACUUCGAUCGGCUGGAUUACGUUUCGAUGAUGUGCAACGAGCAGUGCUAUUCGCUUGCUGUCGAAAAGCUUCUUAACGUUGAUGUUCCGUUGCGCGCGAAGUACAUUCGCGUGCUAUUUGCUGAAGUUACGCGUAUUCUUAACCACAUCAUGGCAGUCGGGACACACGCGCUGGAUAUCGGAGCGCUGACACCGUUCUUUUGGCUGUUUGAGGAACGAGAGAAAAUGAUGGAAUUCUACGAGAGGGUCUCGGGCGCCCGUAUGCACGCUGCCUACAUUCGUCCGGGUGGUGUUGCCCAGGAUAUAACGCUCGGGUUGCUCGAUGACAUUCACGAAUUUGCUUCUAAAUUUGGUGAGCGACUGGACGAAGUGGAAGACGUGCUGACCACGAACCGCAUCUGGGUGCAGCGUACCGUCGGCAUCGGUAUUGUAUCUGCCGAGGAUGCGCUCAACUAUGGUUUCAGCGGUGUCAUGCUGCGCGGUUCUGGCAUAAAGUGGGAUCUACGUAAAGCGCAACCCUACGAUGCCUACGAUCGAGUCUCGUUCGAUGUACCGAUCGGUACCAAGGGUGAUUGCUACGAUCGGUACCUGUGCCGAGUGGAGGAGAUGCGCCAGUCGCUCCGGAUCAUCGAACAGUGUCUCAACCAGAUGCCGGCUGGUGAAGUUAAAACGGACGACGUGAAGCUGACGACACCGUCGCGACACGAGAUGAAACGUUCAAUGGAGGCACUUAUCCACCACUUCAAGCUAUACACGCAGGGUUACCAGGUCCCUCCGGGUACGACCUAUACCGCGGUCGAAGCACCCAAGGGCGAGUUCGGGAUUUAUCUGGUGGCGGAUGGUUCCAGCAUGCCGUACCGCUGCAAAAUCAAAGCGCCCGGAUUCGCACAUCUCGCUGCACUAGACAAACUCGGGCGCCAUCACAUGCUGGCUGACUUGGUGGCUAUUAUUGGUACGCUGGACGUCGUGUUCGGCGAGAUCGACCGCUAG